UUUUCCCGGGAACGAUAUUAAUAGUACUUCCGGUUUCUUUGUUCCACGUUGAAUAUUCGGGCGUGAAUUUUUGCCAGCCUGUUAGGAAUUUGUUGCCGGAAUUGUAAAGAUUCAGGCAACAUUGUCGUGGUUUCUAUAUGCAAAUGGCAGAAGGUUUUGCCCUUGUGUUUCCUGACUGCCUUUGAUAUUCUCCUGCUGAGGGUGAACGUGAGGAGAGGCCAGACAGGGAAACCCAAAGCCGCGACUCGGUAUUCCUGCAACGCGCUCUGAGCGGCGCUUGCCAGGACGCGGGCACAUUUUCUUCCGAAGCCAGUGUUAACUCAAAACAAGACGCAAAAUGCUCAUGGAGCCGACCUUAACGACUGCUGUGGCAAGCCCUUGGGGCUCCCAGCUGCCAUCCAGAGAACCAGAGACAGCCCCUCAUGUGUACCACAAGUACCUGGACACAGGGGACCUGGAUGCUGAUAUCCAGGCAAUAGAAGCAGAAAUAGAAAGAGUUAAACAGGAGAAGCAGGUGACUCAGGAAUACAGAAGAAACCUGUCGACUGGUAACAGUGCGUCCUGCUCCACCUCCGUGGCCAGCUCAGAGUACGACGCGGACGAGGACACCAUCAUCGAUGUCGGCGGCAUCUCCGAUAACUUCUUUAGUGGGUCCGAGUCAGACUACCUUAAUACAUCCAUCCUGAAUCUUCUCGAGGAUGGAAAUGCAACAGACCAUGUUUCUCUGAGCACCUUUGAGUUGUCAGACAGUGACCUUGACCUACAAGUGGCAAACAACGUGAGUGUAACACAGAGUAAUGACAACAAAGCAGAGAGCAUCCCUAGCCUACCAAAUCCACCCAGCCCUCCCAAGAAGAAGAGAAAACACCUGGACAAUGUCCCAUGGACGGACAUGUCAGAUGAAGAGCAGAUCAGUGUGGUGGAGAACCUGAGUCAUGUGAUCAGUAACAGCAUGGGGCUCCGGGAACAACUGGAGGUGAUACGAAUCAUCAGUCCAGAUGCCAAAAUACAUCCCACAGACAGCGAGUUUGUCAUAGAUCUAGAUGAAAUAGAUGAUGCGAAGCUGCAGCAGGUUCGGAACUUUGUGAAGACAUGUAUAGACAAGAGAAGUAAAGACUGCAGCUCGUCCUCCAGCAGCUGCAGUGAGUCCAGCAGCAGUGGCUGCAGCAGCUCCAGCGAUGGGCAUGUGCACACCAUGACACAGGCCGAGAAGACAAAGGAAUCAAAGAGACAAUCUCGUGAAAGAAGAAACCAGCUGAAAGCCCUGAGACAGAGACAGAAGAAAGAACACAGACAGGCCAUGAAGGAAAAAAGAAGUGGGUUUUUUGGCAAAGAGGAGGUCCUUAAUUUGCAGAGGGUAAAAGAAGAGGAGGAGGAAUCUCUUGACGUGGACAUACUUGGAUGACAUCACGCUCCCAUGGGAGUUUGUUACUAUAAAAUUCAGUUUUGACAAGUCUGUCCAGUUGCAAUCCUAUUGUGCUGCAUUGUUGCAGAAAGUUCUCAACAUGGUUCCCAAUUCAAAGAAAUCUGAAGCAUUUUAUGUUAGUAACAAUCCAGUCCAGAGUAUUGCAUGCAGUCUUCCAGUAGACUUUGGGAAUAUUGGAUGAUUGUUCUUGUACAAAAGUUGCUCUGUGUGAGGGUUUGGCAAGACUAGAGAACUUUUUGUAUUGUGAGCAGUGAGAUGAUUUAAAACAGAUUAGUUGUUACUCAUGGACACUGCCAUUUGUACCGAAGCAAGAGACAUACAGUAACAAAAAAUUUGAUGAAAUUCUUGAUGCUCUCAUGUCAAAGGAAUAAAUCUGACCUCCCAUCACCACCACUGAUUUAAACUAGGAAAUUGCUACCAGUCAGCUCUUGUGAUAAGGCAGGAGUACCUGCUUAUGAUCCACAUUUGGUAUAUUGCAUCUUUUCCUCUUGAUCAUUGAAAACAGCCAACUCAGGAGCUCUACAAAAAUUAGAAACCAAAGAGCAUCAGAUUUAGUAUCAGUACUCAUUUAUGACUUUUUUUUACAAAAAAUUAGAGGACGUUAAGUAGGAACCUUGAGUAUACGUGAUGAUGACUCUCUGCAAUAAUUGGCUACAGUAUCAACGACUUCACCACCACACAGAACAUGGCCAUUUGCACUGUGUGCAUCCUUAUCGCGGAAAGACAGAGUUGUACUUACCAGAACCAAAUGUGUAUUAUUUAUUCAAUAUUAACUGAUAUAAAAGAGUAAAAAAUAUCGUAACAGUGCUGUCCAGAGGGAUGCACACUCUGCACUGGCCGUGAAUUUGAUUGGUGACGGAUUUCAAUGAUUAACAUCUCUGCAAGCACAUGAAAGAACAGCCAGAAGCUGACCAGGUUCAACAGUGAAAAGGAAACGUGAACAUCUGAGUCCCUGGCGGUACUGGCCAAACAUUUUGUAUGCCGUGCUGGAGGGAGGCAAGUUAACAACUGCUGAAGUGCUGAGCUGGUCAAACUGCAGGUCCAGUGCCCUUAGUCAUGAAAGGUUCAAGCUGUGAUUGUGUAGAAAACAAAUGUGUGGUAAUAGCUGUUUUGUACUUUCCUGAAUAACAACAGGAUUUCUGUUGCAGCUAAGUCAACUUUCAGGGGCCACUGCUCGUUUGUGUUUCAUUUUGUGAAACCCACAAAAUAUUUAUGUCCAAGAAAUUGCAUCAGUGCUCAACACACUUGAAACCAUUGGAUUGAAAUACUGUUGCAUUGGAGAAGGUGAAAGAGUCUGGAGACAGACCUGGACCUGUGUGUGAAAGUGUUGAAACUUGCCUCCUUCCUGUUCCAGCCAAAUUGAAAUGUCCUCUGCAUUGUUUCAAGCAAUAUUGGUGUGCUAACUCAUGUCUCAGGCAUGGUCUGCUUGCCAGUAAACUUGACAUGGGUACCAGUACUGAACACAGUCCACAGCAAAACAUGUUGACUUACUGGCUUUGUAUUUGCUUUUGUAACUUGAAACCCCCUUGUACUUGUAUGAUUUGCUUGUAGUAGCUUUUGUGUUGUUUUAUGUGCCUGAAAUGAAAGCAACUGCAUCACAAUCUUGGACUUAUUUUUAGAUAUGAAUUCCCUUACCUGUGAACAAGAUAAAACUGCAUCAUGUUUAAUAAAAGUUGUGCCCUAUGAA
Branchiostoma belcheri (Belcher's lancelet) is the source of this 3113-nucleotide messenger RNA. Its product is annotated as protein FAM199X-B-like. The record is from RefSeq and is a predicted model, not a curated record. NCBI's taxonomy places the organism in Eukaryota, Metazoa, Chordata, Leptocardii, Amphioxiformes, Branchiostomatidae. The coding region runs from base 338 to 1405 and encodes 355 amino acids. The transcript is spliced from 8 exons.